Molecule: messenger RNA, 1383 nt
Organism: Sander lucioperca (pikeperch)
Lineage: Eukaryota; Metazoa; Chordata; Actinopteri; Perciformes; Percidae
Gene: gorab
Product: golgin, rab6-interacting
Exons: 5
Coding region: 179-1198 (339 amino acids)
Biological process (GO): non-motile cilium assembly
Source: RefSeq, a predicted model, not a curated record
UUUUUUUUGGGGUCCUUGACGUGGCAUCAAUAACAAAGAUGGCGGAAACGUUUAAAGCUUCUUAAGUUUGUCUGUAUAUUUCGAAGUUUAGAAUGAUUAUAUUUAGUCUAUAAGCAGACUAUUUCAUCUAUGCAUUAUUCUGGCUGCGUUGUUUGGAGUGUAUGUGUGAAGGUGAAAAAUGAGCGGUUGGGCCGGUUUUUCUGAGGAGGAGUUACGGAAGAUGCAGCAGAAAGACUCCGCUGGGUCCGCAGCGGCAGCCCGCGGACGGAAACCGGUUCCAGCCAACCGGAGUCGGCAGCAGAUACAACGAGAGAAGGCUCUUCAGUUAACCGCUCAGAAGAACGCUGGAGCCGCGUCUCUCUGCCUCCCGCCGGAGCAACAACUCACCAAACCGCCGCCGCCAGAGGAAGAGCCGAAGGCCGCGGCUCCUCCAGCGGGAGCUCCGGCUGUCAAACAGGAGGUGCAGGAGAAAGCCAUCGAGAUGAAGACGGCUCCAGAGAAGGAAACCCCGGCCGUCAAAGAGCUGGAGAAACAAGAGGUGGCACUACGGGAACAGACGCGUCUGGAGCAGCUGCAGCAAGAGCAGAAGACAAUGGAAGAGAAGAAUAAGCGCAAGAAAGCUCUGCUGACCAAAACCAUCGCCGAGAAAUCCAAACAGACUCAAGCGGAGGCUGUGAAGCUGAAGAGGAUCCAGAAGGAGCUCCAGGCCCUCGAUGACAUGGUGUCCAAUGAUAUCGGCAUCCUGAGAGGCAAGAUAGAACAAGCCAGCUGGGAAUACUCCGCUGCCAGAAAGCGCUAUGAGAAGGCGGAGGCGGAGUACGUGACGUCCAAGCUGGACCUGCACAAGAAGACGGAGGUGAAGGAGCAGCUGACGGAGCACCUCUGCGCCAUCAUCCAGCAGAACGAGCUGCGCAAAGCCCACAAGCUGGAGGAGCUGAUGCAGCAGCUGCAGCUCCACGCCACUGAGGAAGAGAGGGCCGGCUGCGCGGAGACGCAGAGAAACGGUCCGGCGGAGAGCGGGGAGGGAACGGAGCAAUCGACCAAAGACUGUAGACCCACAGAGGAGGAGACUGCGAAGGAGGAGAAGGGCGGGGGGGGCGUCCUGCAAGAGCCCCGCCCGAUGACCGAACCACCGAAGACUGAACAGAACUGUAAAACUCUAGAAAACUGUGUUCAGAGUGAAAUCAUGGCCUCCUGAUGCUCAAAAAUACAGAUUUAAACGUCUGAACAUUAUCAUUAUCACACACGUCGUAAUGUAGGGAUCCAUAUGGAACACUAACGCUAAUGUUUUCCACUAAUACUGUCGGCUAGAUGACGCGAUGCUCGAUGCUGUAGCGUCCAGGGCUGGACCGAAUCCAGAUUUUUGGGGUUCGGCCGAAUACC